GCGCAGUUAGAUAACAUGAGGUUUCACCUCAUGUUAUCAUACUGUGUUGCAGCUUGCCGGUGUUGAAAGAGUGAGCCGAGUAGUGUUUCCUUAUCGUGCUUCUGUUAGCAACGAGUUUGUGUUGAAACGGGUUAAGCAACGUUUGUUGGCCAACUGAAUAAACCUAAUCUCUCAGUGUUUGGAAGUUUUAUGACACAACUAUCUUUUUUUAAAAAUUAACUUCAUAUAUCUCAGGACUGAGGUAAUGUUACGCCCCCCGAAGAGCUAGUUACACCAGCCUGUGUGACACCUGGACGUCUCGUUUACCACAGCCAUGAGGAAUCUUUGGACCAAGGCAGGUGUUUUAGGUUCAGUGUCCAUGGCUUUUGGCUCAAUGCUGUGGUCACAAAAGAAGACUGACUCAGACCAGGUUGCCUCCAGCUGCACCCCUGCAGACAGAGAUCCCAGUUCUCCCUACGAACUAAAACUGGUCCAAGUCCUGUUUCGACAUGGUGCUAGAACGCCUCUAAAGUCAAUACCUGAUGUGAUGGAGGUCCAGUGGGUACCAACGCUCUUGGAGCCUCCCGCACACACCCACAUCAACUAUAUAGUGACGGAUCUUCACGGUGGCCCCAGGCCCUCAGCUCCUGUGGAAGACAGCUAUCGGAGAAACAUACUGACCGGUGGCACGUACCCCGGUCAGCUGACCACAGUGGGCAUGCAGCAGCUGUAUGAGCUCGGCAAGAGGUUGAGGAGGAGAUACAUUGAGGAGAUUCCCUUCCUCAGCUCCACCUUUAGCCCAGCUGAGGUCUAUGUGCGCUCCACUAACAUUGUGAGGACCAUUGAAUCUGCCAAGUGCCUGGUAGCAGGGCUCUUCCAGCAAAAACAAAAAGAAAUUGUGCAUAUAUUAACGACGGAGGCAGAGUCUGAAAUCCUGUAUCCAAACUAUCAUGGAUGCAAGCUGCUCAAAAUCCUUGGCGGCCACCGCUGGGCAGAGUCGUCCACUCUGCCAGAUAUUGCAGCAGACCUGCAGAGCAUCCAGAACGCACUGGGCAUCGCUGCUCACCAGCACGUCGACUUCAUCCUCAUUAGGGACGACAUGGUUGCCAGAGAGACACAUGGCCUGCCCUGCCCGCCAGUGCUGGACACCUGGAGGAAUAAAGUGGAACAGAGAGCUGUGGACAUGAUCUACCAUGUCUAUGAACCCAGCAAGAGGGAGAACCUUCAGCUUUGUGUGGGACCACUCCUGCACACAUUGUUAGUCAACUUGGAGGAGAAACUCCAGGGCACCUCAUCAGAGCCAAACAGGAAGUUGUUUUUGUACUCUGCACAUGACACCACUUUGAUUCCCUGUCUGAUGGCACUGGGGAUUUUUGACAUGAGAUGGCCCCCGUACGCAGCUGAUAUCACUCUGGAGCUGCACCAGCACCGACAGACCAAUGAAGCCUUCGUCAAAGUGUCAUACAUAGGCCAGGAUCAACUUAUUCCUGGUUGUAGUGGAGUCUACUGCCCCCUGCAGGAGUUUAAGCAGGCCCUCUCAGCAUACUCGCUAAGCUCUGAGGUCUACCAGUCACUUUGUAACAGCACAGAGGACUCAACCAAGCCCUGAACCCUCAACUGACCUUCACAUCUGAACACAGUGCUACCCAUGACAUUUCACUCUUUUUUUUUCUUUUACGUCCUCAGUUUCCUCUCCAUCCAGCCACCAUCAACAUUAUACCACACUGUCAGACUACUUGGGUUAGUUUACAUCAGAGUUUUAAUGUCAUGAUCCCUCCAUGUAGGUAAAUGGCAAUUUAAUGGUUACGGCACAUUGACAAGUGUAUGUGCAGAGUAAUUUUUGCUAUGCAGUAUAUGCCUGAUAUCCAAUGCUUGGUGCAUAGAUGUCCAUUGUUUGGUUUAGUGAUAAAGGGUGGCAUUAAUCCAUGUUUUUCUUAUUGUCAACAAAUCCCAAAAGACGAAAACCAAAAAUUGUUUGUCCGUCUCUCAGUACGAUCGGAAAUCUUUUCUAUCGGAUCACUAGUACAUAUUUUCAUUUUAAAAAGUAAUUUCCUAAAACACUACUUGAAUGUAGAAAGGCAUAAAUUGUGCCAAGGUUCAUUAUAGGAGCGUGUCACCCACUGAAAUGGCAUGGCUCCUGUAUGUUUUACUUGUUAGUAGAAACAUUGUUGCUUUUCUUCUUUUUGGAUUUUGUUGACCAGAAAAGUCCAUAAUAUUAUCAGCCUUUUUCUUUGAAGUUCAAGCUAUUGCUGCAUAUUGCUGACAUAUGGACAUCUUAAAGGUUGGACAGUACAGCAUCGUAACCGCCUUUAUCUAAUUGCUGAUGCAAUUAUUCUGCCAAUUUGGUUGUGUUCACAACCAAAUCCUUCGUAUUCUGUCAUUUCAUUCCUCGGAGGAAUACUAAGCAUUUCAUGUACUGUAUCUGAUGUUUAUUACUAAAGGGGUGCAGAAAGUGGAUUGUACAUUAGUGUGUAGAUGUGUUGAAAAUCAUGUAGAAUCUGCAGAAAGGGACUUACUCUGAAACUGUAUGUUUAAGAGUGAGUUUUUAGGUUGCCUUCUUGUAGAGAUUUUUUGGUAGUAUCAGACCGCAGUAUAAUGUAUGCACGAAUACAUGCCCAUUACAUAGACCUGAGUGUUACUGUGUUACAAUUACACAUAUUAUACCUCAUCUGUGGGACUUUCCCACAACCUGCUUCUGAAAAUGUAUAGUUUGGUUUGGAUUGGUGAGGAAUUAAUAAAUAAUUUGA
This is a messenger RNA of Toxotes jaculatrix (banded archerfish), 2726 nucleotides long. RefSeq names its product acid phosphatase 6, lysophosphatidic (gene acp6). Gene Ontology annotation, molecular function: phosphatase activity. Lineage: Eukaryota; Metazoa; Chordata; Actinopteri; Toxotidae. Bases 314 to 1588 code for a protein of 424 amino acids. Gene Ontology annotation, biological process: dephosphorylation. The record is from RefSeq and is a predicted model, not a curated record. The transcript is spliced from 11 exons.